UUGUCGCUUCUUACUAAAAUUCUUAGCGCUUCUUUACAGGUGGCAGCCAGUACUUAGACCUAAUUCGCUUAAUCGCUUCUCGCCUUCCGUGAUACACAUGCAUUGAACUAUGUAGUAGCGCCCUGCAGCGGCACUUAAUAUCAACAGAGUAGUUCCUGCCUCAUUCCACGCCUCUGUCUUCGAAAUGCUCUUCGCAAAUGUGAAAAUCCACAUUAGUUCCACUAAGCUGCUCCUCUUCACUAUCUUCGGUCAGACUGUGAUCUUAGGUUUUGCAUGGGGCUUCACCGGAGGACUCUUGUUCGAAGACGUUUUGGCGUUGCCUGAUCGUAUAGUUCAUCUAAUCGUAGAGUAUCCGACCGUGUUGACCCUGAUAGUCACGCUGAUCUCAACUGCCUUGUCGAUCAUUACUUCGAUGUUCUUCACAUUUGCCCUAAAAGAAGCUCUUCGGCACCACCUCUCAGGGCCCAUUACACUGUUCAGGCUUCGCACCGCAAUAGCGCUCAGUAGGCCGACUUGGGUAUUGCGAUGGAGAUCACCGAAGCUGUCGGCCCUGACAUUCGCAGUUUAUGCAGUAGUCACAUUUCUAGACACAAGUUGGAGCACUUUACUCCUGCCUACCCUUGUUCAAUGGCCUGUACCGAUGUCCGGAACAGAACUGGACCUGGGAUCCGUUGUAUUUGCGAACCAGUUGAGCUCGGACCUCGCUACUAAUCAAAGCAAUAGCGUACAAGCACCUGCGUUUCAAACUAUCAAUGUCUUGACUCUCCUCAGUGGUAUUGCUGCUGUUGGCGUUGAAGGAGGUGUACAAACGAGCAGUAUUUUCAGCUUCAACGGAGUUUCGUACAAUCAGUCGACUGGUGGAGUUCUCCCUGCGAUAGCGGAGUACUCUGGAUCGUCAAACCCGACUUCCGACGUUAAUCUGGCGUUCUCUGGGGGCAAAGUACCAGUCAAUUCUACUUUUAACUGGGGGCGCCACGGGAACUAUUCAGGCACUCGAGGCAUUGGAAAGAACUACACUGUUACACAACAAGGUGUCACAGCAGAUGUUACAUGCCAGCCGAUCGACCGCAGUAAAAAUUCAUUCACUGUCACCCCAGCAGCGACACAAGGAACGUCUGGAAACACGUUCUUGACGUGGGAAGCCGUUGUGAAUUGUUCAGGAAAUCUAAACUCGAUGACCUACUUCACUGCCGGAAACGGGAGUGGCCAGAUGGAUCCUGCAACCACGGGAUUUCUUCCCGUUGUUGUAUGCCCCAGCCCAUCGGACUCGACAUCGUUCAACCCAUAUAAGUUUGAAAUUUUCAUGUCUGGCUUGUACAAGUACAGCUUCCUGCCGACGACCGUUUGCGAGGUCGUUCCCUACCUGACAACAGUCAACGUCGAUUAUAAUGGAGGCAUCGUAUCUGUCAAUCCCGUUGGUACAUCUUCUGGCUUGACAGAGAAUCCAAUUCUUCCUUUAUCGCAGUACAUCGCGACUGUGAUGGAUUAUGAGGCGGGGUCGAACCAAGCCCUGACGAAGAAUACAAUUGGUGACUUCUUGACCGCGUACGGCAACACUAAUGUAACAGAUAUGUACAGCGAACUGGAGGACUACUGGCGUGGUAUUGCAGAGUUCGCCUCUACUCAACUUCGCUCUGGGUACUCCGCUGCGGGAAACCCGUCGUCGGACAUGACAAGAUCAACGAACGGCACGAUGUAUAUCACUACCUACGGCUGGCAUAGCCAAAACCGCACAUUUAUCCUUCUGCUUGUAGUGAUCACCAUGAUCUGGGGAACCACUGUGUUGGCAGCCGUGUACAGCCUCAUCCAAGAAAGAUACCAUCCCUCCGAUCCAUCUUUCGACUUCUCUGACCCCGUUCAUCUCAUCAUGGCCGCGUCUGGCGGAGGACUCGAAGGACAACUUCGUAAUAUGAAUUUGAACCAGGAAGACAGAAGCGAGGACAUCCCAGUUCGGUUUGUUGUGGAUGAAAAGGACGGAAAGAGGAGGAAACUAGUCAGUGUGUCAUGAUAUGAUGAUCUUCGGAGCCCCUGUCACAGAUUGCGGUCCCUUGAUAUUGUUUGUAGCGAUUGAAUUACUAGACGUGUUGUAUCCGGGCUA
This is a messenger RNA of Suillus paluster, 2098 nucleotides long. RefSeq lists its product as uncharacterized. NCBI's taxonomy places the organism in Eukaryota, Fungi, Basidiomycota, Agaricomycetes, Boletales, Suillaceae. The transcript has 10 exons. The record is from RefSeq and is a predicted model, not a curated record. Bases 185 to 2008 code for a protein of 607 amino acids.